Molecule: messenger RNA, 2134 nt
Organism: Sinocyclocheilus anshuiensis
Lineage: Eukaryota; Metazoa; Chordata; Actinopteri; Cypriniformes; Cyprinidae
Gene: trit1
Product: tRNA isopentenyltransferase 1
Exons: 11
Coding region: 40-1383 (447 amino acids)
Biological process (GO): tRNA modification
Cellular component (GO): mitochondrion
Molecular function (GO): tRNA dimethylallyltransferase activity; ATP binding
Source: RefSeq, a predicted model, not a curated record
CAUGCUCAGAUCAUUCUACAGCCCUGAGAGGUUGCUGUCAUGGCGGCCGCCACGCGUGUGCUCUGGAAAGGCGUCAGCCCGUCUUUAGUGGUGAUUCUAGGAGCCACGGGAACUGGCAAAUCUAAACUGGCUAUCGAGAUCGGGAAAAGGCUUAAUGGGGAAAUUAUAAGCGCCGAUUCAAUGCAGGUUUACAAAGGGCUGGACAUCAUCAUCAAUAAGGUUACAGAGGAGGAGCAAGCCCAGUGUCGCCAUCACAUGAUCAGCUUUGUGGAUCCAUUGGUUAGUGGAUACACAGUGGUGGACUUCAAGAACAAGGCUCUGUCUCUCAUAGAGGACAUGCACCGUCAGAAAAAACUGCCCAUCAUUGUUGGAGGCACAAACUACUACAUUGAGUCUAUUUUAUGGAAAGUGCUCAUCGACACUGGGCAGGGGAGUGACACAGUGUCAGAAAAGGGUGGGACUUGUGAAUCAAGGGUAGAGCUUGAGAAACUGGGAGGUCCUGAGCUUCACAGACGGUUGAAGGAGGUGGAUCCUGACAUGGCAGCCAUAUUGCACCCUCAUGAUGCACGCAAGAUCGCAAGGAGUCUGCAGGUUUAUAUGGACACUGGAGUUCCACACAGUCGGCUUUUGGAGGAGCAGCGAGGACAGGAUGGAGGAGAUUGUCUUGGGGGUCCCUUGCGGUUCCAGGACCCUUGCAUCUUCUGGCUGCACUACGAAACGAAUGCUCUGGAUGAGAGGUUGGACAAGCGUGUGGAUCAAAUGUUGUCGCUUGGGCUGAUUGAUGAGCUUAAAGAUUUUCACCAACGCUUCAAUGACAAGAAGAUCAAAGAAAACAGUCAGGACUAUCAGCAUGGCAUAUUCCAGUCUAUUGGCUUUAAAGAGUUUCACGAGUACCUGACAGCAAGUGAGAACAUCAGUCAGGAAGAACGUGACAAGCUGAAGAUUAAAGGGAUCGAGUCGCUCAAGCAGGCGACCCGACGCUACGCCCGAAAACAGAACAAAUGGGUCCGCAACCGAUUCCUCAAGAGACCUGCUAGCAAUGUGCCACCAGUUUACGGUCUGGAUGUGACAGACGUGACCAAUUGGGAGACUACUGUACUUACUCCUGCUCUAGAGAUCCUGGACUGCCUUCAAAAGGGAGAACAACCAUCUGCACAGCCAAUCAGAGCAGAGGGGGUGGAUUCUCGCAACAAGCGAAGUCAUCAUAUGUGCGACCUGUGCGAGAAGGUGAUCAUUGGCGACUUAGAAUGGACAGCACACCAGAAGUCCAGAAACCAUCUUUAUCAAGUCCGCACGAAGAGAAAAGCCGAGCAGGCCUCAGAUCAGGACCCAAACCCUACCAAACAUCCAAAUGUCAGUGACAGGAAGGUACCUGUACUAUAGCGCUCCCCUCUUUGGAUCUAUUGGGGUCGAGCUCACAGAUGGACCAAAGAAAUGAAGUGCUCAUAAUGUAUUUUUUUUAGAUCAGCAUAAGAAGGUGCUUUCAGAUUGUUUGGUUGGCAGUGAGCAGCAGUGAUACCUCAACUCUCCCUGUGGAGUAGCAGAACGCACUUCAGGGUCUGUGAUGUUUGGACACCCGGAUUUGACGUUUUUCCCAUCUGCCACAGACCAAGGGAUACGGCUGAUGUCUGGAUUUGGAUUCUUGUGCUGGACAGAUGUCUUCCCCGCUGCUGUUUUGUCUGAGAGGUGCACUUUAUAACCACAUCUAACCGCAUCUGAUGCUCUUUUAAACCACACUGUGGUGAGCUAUGCUAACCUCUUUGGCUGUUCUGACUGAAUUCUAAAUACAUCACUCCUGAUGUUGGAUUACUGGAUCACAUUUUUCCCUGCUGAUCAAGAAUGGGGUUAUUUUUUCGUUAUUAUUUGGUGCCAGAUUUUAUUUGGAAGCCUUAACUUUUGUAAUUGUCUGAUCAGUUUGGGUCAGAAUGUAACUAUGACUUCAAGCGGUGGACGUUCUUCCUCAGGAUUGCCAGUGCCUUUGCUUUUUCUGUGAUGACAUCCAACCAAAAACUUAAUUUAUACACCCUCAUGCCGUUCCAUAACCAUUAAUUCUUACAUGGAACAUAAAAAGGAGACAUUUUAAAGAAUGUCCACGCUGCUCUUUUCCAUACAUUGACUUAAUAAAUUAUAUAAU